Molecule: messenger RNA, 960 nt
Organism: Knipowitschia caucasica
Lineage: Eukaryota; Metazoa; Chordata; Actinopteri; Gobiiformes; Gobiidae
Source: the annotation of a GenBank genome assembly
AUGGCUGCUUCAAACCCGGAGCUGAUCCCGCUGAUCUAUCGCCACCUGAAGGAGCAUGGUUUCCACACGGCUGCAGAAGCGCUCCAAAAGCAGAGUAUUCAGAAUGAGACUCCCCCACCCGCUUCAUUGUUGGACAUCUACAGCUCAUGGUUAAAAACUUGUAAAAGAAAAAAAAAGUUGUCCUCAUCAACUCCAGGAAAGAAACCAGCAAAACCCAUAAAAGCAGCUGCAGAGAGGAAAAAUAAAGACAAAGCUGCUAAACAGCGGGGGUCUCCAAACAAAAAGUCUCCAACCAAAGAGAAAAAGGUGGAUGGAAAAGCAUCAGAAAAAAAAAUCAAAUCCAACAAGAAACAAGCGAAGAAGAAAAAGAGUGGAGAGGACUCUGACUCUGACAGCAGCCUGGACGUGGAGAAGUGGAAGAAACUCGUUGAACAGAUGACAGACGCUGACCUGGCUAAAGUUGAAGAGUUCAAUGCUCUGGCUGCUCCAAAACCCAAAAGGGUGAGAAAGUCUCGUGCUAAGCCAAAACCCAAAUCAGAAGACCAACCGAGUAAAACACCUGAAAAGUACACUGAGGACAUAGUGGCUCAAAAAACUUUAGAGAAUGUAGCGGAAGAUUCUAAUCCAAUCACAGAAGAAAUGGCCCCUAAAAAGAAGAAAAAGAAAAAAGACAAGAGCCGAGUAGAAUUGGACACUUUACCGCCAGAAGAUGUUAUUGCAGAGACGACACAAAGAACUGAGAAAAAGAAGAAGAAAAAAAAGCAGUGUCAUGUCAGUGAAGUACCAGAAGAACCUUCAGAUCCCCCAUCUACUCCACAGACGCCAGGCCCAAAGAAAAAGAAGCACAAGUUGCAACCAGAGGAGCUCACUGAGGCAGAUCCUUCUUCACCAACAGCAGAAAAUGAGACUCCAAAAAAGAAAAAGAAGAAAUCCACCAAGGGGCAGGGAACAGAAAGUUAA